Molecule: messenger RNA, 2377 nt
Organism: Tripterygium wilfordii
Lineage: Eukaryota; Viridiplantae; Streptophyta; Magnoliopsida; Celastrales; Celastraceae
Exons: 2
Coding region: 320-2062 (580 amino acids)
Biological process (GO): sesquiterpene biosynthetic process
Molecular function (GO): cyclase activity
Source: RefSeq, a predicted model, not a curated record
CAAAAAAAUUGAAUUUCAAAAAUGCUUUGCCUUUCGUAAUGGAAUUGGAAGGAGAUUCAAGUGGGGGAAUGGUGUUAUAGGUGAGGAGGCAGUUGUUGGACUUUCUUCAAUCUGAAGGUUCCUCCUUCUGUGAAUACUGACAAGCAGUUUGAGGAGGACUGGAUCGUGAAUCUGGAGAGGAUAAGUAUUUGCGGCUUGAUUUAGCAUUUGGGCUGCCCAUGCUGAUUGGCCUGAUCAAGAAAAUGGUGGCUAUGAUUCUUCAUAGGAGAUUCACAUUUUGAGAAUCCAAGAAAAUAAAGAAACAUUUGUUCAAUCUAGGAUGGUUUCAAAUGGUAUUGGAGGAGGCUUAGAGGAAGUUCAAGAAGAAUUAACAUCAAAUGCAACAGAGGGGUUUUGUGCAAAUGGCAGGGAUGCUCUCAACACUUCAACUUCUCAAAAGAGACUGCUUGGUAAUGAAAUUGCUAUUAUAGGGAGUCAAGACUGGCCAAAAUUGAUUCCUGGCAAACUGAGGUUACUUGGACUCAACUCAAGUGGUGGUAUAGCUUCUCCAACUGCUAAAUUCCGUCAAAUCGCAGAGGAAAGAGAUGAAUUUUCGCGUUCUGUACCUUCUUCCAGCUGUCAAGGUUUCCAGAGACGCUUCAAGAAAAUUCUUGCACGGAAAAUUGAUUGGAAAUCUUUGGUGAGAUUCUGCCAAAAAUGGAUUAGGCAACCUCUUAACAUGGCCCUUCUCUUGUGGAUAAGCUGUGUUGGUGUCUCAGGGGCAAUCCUUUUUCUUGUGAUGACGGGAAUGUUAAAUGGUGUGCUGCCGGAUAAAUCUCAAAGAAAUGCCUGGUUUGAGGUGAACAAUCAAAUUCUCAAUGCUUUGUUUACCCUAAUGUGUCUCUAUCAGCACCCGAAACGAUUCCACCACCUUGUACUUCUUUGUAGAUGGAAGCCUGAGGACAUUACCACACUCCGAAAAAUAUACUGCAAGAAUGGAACAUACAAACCCCAUGAAUGGGCUCACAUGCUGGUGGUUAUUGUUUUACUCCAUGUCAAUUGCUUUGCUCAGUAUGCUUUGUGUGGCCUCAACUUGGGAUAUAAAAGGUCUGAACGACCAGCUUUGGGUGUUGGUAUCUGCCUGUCUGUGGCAAUAACUGCUCCAGCAAUUGCAGGCAUGUACUCUAUUCUCAGCCCCCUCGGGAGGGAGUAUGACUUUGAAAGUGAUGAAGAAGCUCAGGAUCAAGUCCUUACUAAUGGAAGUCGACACCCGAGCAAGCGAAGGGGGUCAUUGGAGAAGAAUUUCUCUUUCACUUCAAGAGACGAGCAAAAAACUGUUGAGUAUGCACCUGUCUGGAGAGGUGAGUUAUUUGAGAUUUGGGAUGAUAUUGCUACAGCAUAUCUUUCUCUCUUUUGCACUUUCUGUGUUUUUGGCUGGAACAUGGAACGACUUGGGUUUGGAAACGUAUAUGUCCAUAUUGCAACUUUUCUUCUCUUUUGCACGGCACCAUUUUGGAUCUUCAAUUUGGCCGCCAUUACUAUUGAUAAUGAAACUGUUAGAGAAGCUCUGGGAUUAACUGGUAUUGCACUUUGUGUAUUCGGUCUACUGUAUGGAGGCUUCUGGAGAAUUCAGAUGAGAAAGAGAUUCAAUUUGCCAGCAAAUAGCUCAUGUUGUGGGCAACCGGACAUUGCUGACUGUGCCCAAUGGCUAUUCUGUUGUUGGUGUUCUCUUGCACAGGAAGUUAGAACAGCUGACUAUUAUGAUAUUGUGGAAGACAAGUUCUGCAGAAAGGAAACUGGUGAAAAUGGAAAACCUCCACUGACCCCUUUGCCCCGUGAAGAUGGAACUCUUCGAUUCAAACCAAGCCCAAACUCUCCAAAUUGGAACAGCACUAGGGUGUCCAGGCUCACAAUUGAUGGCUCCCCUAGUCCAACCAGAUUUUCAAAAGAUUAUAGCAGUCUGGUUAGACAUCUUCCGAGGUUGGAUGAAGAGUUCUUUGCAAAAGAUGCCGAGAAAUUUACGAAACCACCUGUUUUCCAAUCAGUUCAGAGAGAUGUCCUGCCUAUGAAAUACAAAGAAUAGCUAAGUUUAAGUUAAACUGAAGAAUGACACUUGAGGCUCUUAACUUUUUCGGGAUGAGAAAUCUGCCUAAGAGUGUAUCUAGUUUUUAAAUUUUAUUUCUAUUCAUUUAAGUCUCCUAGUACCUUUACGUCUACUAUGACAAGUUCAAUGUGCUUUCUUAUAUAUAACAUAUAGUCGUCAUUAUCAACUCCUUGUGACCAAAUUUUUCUUAUGUACUAGUAAAAUUCUAAAUCUCAAGUUCCGUUUUUGCUUGAAGUUGUUAUAUUAGUUCUUUGAAUGUCUAAUGAAUUAAUAUGGAAUUUACCUUGUGUCGUA